UUUUGUGAUUUGACGUCAUAGCGCAAAGGGCUGAGCCUUACAGUCACACAGAGAACUCAAUGUCUAAAAGAGGAGAGGGGCCAGGGAGGUGUGGGCCAGUGGAUUAGCUGAAGCAGAGGUGCCCAGGGCUAUGGCUGACGCCAUCACCUACGCAGACCUGCGCUUUGUGAAAGUGCCCUUGAAGAACAGCGCAUCUAACCAUUUAGGACAGGACUGUGAGGCCUAUGAGGAUGGGGAACUCACCUACGAGAACGUGCAAGUGUCUCAAGUCCCAGGAAGGCCACCAGGCUUGGCUUCCCCUGCACUAGCGGACAAAGCAGGGGUCGGGUCAGAGCAACCAACUACGUCCUGGAGUUCCGUGAAGUCAUCUGCUCUCGGGCAGAUUCCCAGCUGUCCUACAGUCUGCUUGCAGUACUUCUUGCUCGGCCUUCUCCUGACCUGUCUGAUGUUAGGGGUGGCUGUCAUCUGCCUGGGAGUCUACUAUCUGCAGGUGUCUCAGCAGUUCCAGGAGGUGACCAGGAUUUGGGAAGUCACCAACAGCAGCUUGCAGCACCAGCUCAGGGAGAAGAUAAGUCAGCUGGGGCAGAAGGAGGUGGAGCUUGAGGAGUCUCAGAGAAAGCUGACCUCGAGUCAGGACACAUUACAGGAGACGCAGAAGACCCAUGAGGACACUGAGCAACAACUACAGGCCUGCCAGGCUGAGAGAGAGAAGAUAAAGGAGAACUUGGAAAGUAAGGAGCAGCAGAGGAGGGACCAGGACCAGAGGUUCCAGGAUAGGUUGAAGAACAUUCGGGACACACUGAUGCGCAUGUCCUCCUGUUCAUCAGACACCUGCUGUCCGUGUGGAUGGAUUCAGCAACAGAAAAGGUGUUUUUACAUCUCACAUACCCUCAGAAGUCGGGAGGAGAGCCAAAAAUACUGUGAAUCUCUGUCCUCCAAACUGGCUGCACUCAUCGAACCUUCUAAGUAUCAAGUUCCUCUGCCCAGAGGCUUAAAGGAGAUGCUAGAUGGUUCAAAGUCAUAUUGGAUCCAGCAGAUGAGCCAUACUGCAGGUUCACAAAGUUUCUGGAGUUAUGAAUCUUCUCAAAGCUCACAUUGUGACGUGCUAAAAACCUAUUACAAGUCAUGGUGGGAAAAAUAUUCCAAGUGUACAGAGCCUCACCCCUGCAUUUGUGAGAUGGAGGCCUUCAGGUUUCCUGAUGAGAUCCAUCUGAACUGAAAUGGACACUUGAACAAGACCUUGUGAUCUACAUCCUUAACCUAUGGCCUGCCAGUUCUUAAGACUGCUAUUCCUCCAGCACUCCCUCACUCUUGGGCGUGCCCAGCUAAGGGCUGAUUCUGGUCUGGCGACCUGCUGCUUGCUUGAAAGCUGCUCCAGAAACUGACUAUUCUUGGGAAGAGUAAAGAAGCCUCCAGAAAAAGACUUUGACCUUCCUUAACAACUUCCCAAACUAGAGAUGGGUCAGGGGAGGGCGCUCCGCUGAGUGGAUGGAUGGCCCGGAGCCAGCCAGGCAGUUUUAUUGAAAUAUUUUUAAAUAAUUUGCACGUGUUA
Messenger RNA from Grammomys surdaster, 1552 nucleotides. It is a transcript of the gene Cd72, whose product is annotated as CD72 molecule. Bases 131 to 1219 code for a protein of 362 amino acids. NCBI's taxonomy places the organism in Eukaryota, Metazoa, Chordata, Mammalia, Rodentia, Muridae. The record is from RefSeq and is a predicted model, not a curated record. Gene Ontology annotation, molecular function: transmembrane signaling receptor activity. Gene Ontology annotation, cellular component: plasma membrane. The transcript has 9 exons.